Molecule: messenger RNA, 1053 nt
Organism: Penicillium psychrosexuale
Lineage: Eukaryota; Fungi; Ascomycota; Eurotiomycetes; Eurotiales; Aspergillaceae
Product: transcriptional regulator family TF
Exons: 8
Coding region: 1-1053 (350 amino acids)
Molecular function (GO): metallopeptidase activity
Source: RefSeq, a predicted model, not a curated record
AUGGUUCUAGGCCACUUCUUCGGCAGGCCGUUGAUCCUCCCCGAUGAAUAUUUCACAUACGAGGACACCGUGCGACGGAAGAAAAAACUCAACCGAGAGGAACAUUUUCAUGAGCUUGAACAGCGCAUUCAGUCUUUACAAGACGAAUUAAAUCAAGCACAUGCGUCCAAGAGACAGCGACUGCUGAGUGAUGAGGACACAGGCCCAGAGCAUAUCCAACGGUCAGAAGCGUCCGAUUCAGAGUUACCAUCUCCGAGAAAUGACACCGCCCCAGCAUCUUUCGAGGCCGAGGCCGAUCGAGACGAUGGCGAUGGAGGGUCAUAUACCCUUAAAACUCCGAAAGGCUCAAUGCGAUUUUUUGGUGCAUCCUCUCAUUUUUCAAUUGUUGCCCCUGAGGGUGUGGGCUGGCUUGAAAGCAAGACGGGUAACAAUACCUUAUUCGUGAAUAUUUUGACACGUUCGACAAGGCCCUACCUCGACCCUAAUGUCCCUUCUCAUAUUAAGCAUGAAUUUUGGAUGAUCAAUGCCCUACCAGCUGGUCCUCGCAGUCUAAAACACAGUACGUCUCUUUGUACGAUGCCAGACGAUUUUGAGGCUGGAUACGGUGGUGCACAAGCGGAAGCAGUCACGUUAACAGCCGAUCACACUCCGGGUAAACCUAGCUGGAUUACAUUUUGUGCUGGGGUGUGGUCUGUGUUGCAAUUUCAGACGAAAGUCUGGUAUCAACCUGCACAGAAAGCAGCAAUUGUGAAAAACGGUGAAUUUCUUUAUAAUAUGAUACACAACACACCAGAGCGACUCCUCGCGCAUGAGUUCACCCACGGGCAUACCCAAUUUGGUGCUUAUCGUGCAAUGGAUAAAGCGUAUGGCUGGGGACCUAUCGUUGCGCUUGCUAAAAAAGACAACGCUCAAACUGAUGCUACCCAGUCACUGGCUGUCAUAAAUGCUGAUACUUUCACAUAUUGGAUCAAUGGUAAGUUGCAGAGAUCCUUAUGGCUCCUCUUCGCAUGUGAGUAUCUCUGCUUAUUUGGUAUCCCCGGGGCCCAGUUUUGA